Callithrix jacchus (white-tufted-ear marmoset) is the source of this 9621-nucleotide messenger RNA. The record is from RefSeq and is a predicted model, not a curated record. NCBI's taxonomy places the organism in Eukaryota, Metazoa, Chordata, Mammalia, Primates, Cebidae.
AGCCAUGAUUCUCAGCAUGGGAGCAUUUAAAACAAUAUUAACACGAAAUGAGUACCUAGGGGUGGUAUUGGCAUGGCGUUUUAAAAGCUACUCAGGAAGAGUCUAGUGUGCAGCCCAGGUUCACAACUAUUGCAGAAGGCUUGUAUCACUAGUUCACUGUAACCCUUGGGACUGGCAUUUAAGUGUCCAUCCUGUUAACUUUGGUUUUGCUGAUAAAAUAUAAACGUAGAUUGAAAAAACUCCAAGAAUAACAGUUGAAAGGAAGAGAGCCUUUUCUUUUUUGGGCCUUCUGAGGCAGGGCUUUUCCGUUUCGGCUGCCAUUAGUCAUCUGGGGACCUUCUAAAAUUUCCAUCGCCGUUGUUUCACAUAGAUCAAUUAAAUUAGAAUCCCUUGUGGCAGGACACAAACAUCAGCAUUUUUAAGAAUGUCUUCAGAUGAUUCCAGUGUGCAGCCAGAUUUGGGAAACAUUAUAAAGAUACCUGUCACCCCCAAAUACUCUGUCACCAGGUGCCAGGCUGGAGUGCAGUGGUGCAGUCUCAGUGCACUGUAGCCUCUACCUCCUGGGUUCAGGCAAUUCUCCUGCCUCAGCCUCCCGAGUAGCUGGGAUUACAGGCAUGCGCCACCACACCCGGCUAAUUUUUGUAUUUUUAGUAGAGACAGGGUUUCACCAUGUUCAAUCUCUUGACCUCGUGAUCCUCCCGCCUCGGCCUCCCAAAGUGCUGGGAUUACAGAUGUGAGCCAAUGUGCCCUGCUGGGCCUCUUUUAUCAGCCUGUAGAUCCCUCUGCCUAAGUAGAUCUCAAAGUGUGAACCUGCAGCAUCAGCAUAACCUGGGGGACUUGUUAGAAAUGAACAUUCUUGGGUCCCACCACAGACCUAUUGAAUCAGAAACUCUGGUGUCUGUUUUAAUAAGCUGUUUGGGGCUGGGCACAGUGGCUCACAUCUAUAAUCCCAGUUCUUUGGGAGGUUGAGUUUGCAGAUUGCUUUGAACUUAGGGGUUUGAGACCAGCUUGGGCAACAUGGUGAAACCCUGUCUUUGCAAAAAUUAGCUGGGCAUUGGUGGCUCACACCCAUAGUCCCAGCUACUCAGGAGGACGAGGCUGGAGAUUUGCUUGAGCCUGGGAAGCAGAGAUUGCAGUGAGCUGAGAUUGCACCACCACUGCACUCCAGCCUGGGCAACAGAGUGAGACCCAUCUCAAAAAAAAAAAAAAUGCCUAUUCAGGCAAUUCUGAUGCAUGCUCUUCAUCUAUAGCACUGGAUAUGGGUGAACUCUGCGAUGUUUGACUAUGAUGUACUACAUUUGUAUUUGCUUUUAACAAUUCAAACUGGGGUUACUUGUGUUUAGAAUCAUAUAUUUGGAUAACAUGUGACUUCUCUAAUAUGCCCCAGAAAGCAGCUAAUAACUUGCUCAACCUGAAAUUUAUAGUUUUCCAAAUUACCGGUUGGCAGAGAUACUGGAUUGAUAACAACAUCCACAGUUACGAUAUGAUCAUUCCUAUGCUGUACAACGCAAUGAUUUUGGUUAGCAGAAUUUAAGAGUAACGUAACUGUUAAGUCUGUACUAGGCCCUGUUGUAGCCGCUGUAUGUGCUUCAUGACACCUUAUGAGAUAGCUACUAUUAUCCUCAUUUUGCAGAUGAGGAAACUGAAGUACAACGUGGUAUUUUCUCAAGGUCACACAACUAGAGAGUGGUGGCACUAGAAUGGGGACUUAAGCCGUCUUUCUCUGAGGCCUAUGCUUUGCCGCUUGCUGGAGGGUAAAUCUGUCUUACAGUGUGUGGUAUGGAAGUAGCAUCAUAAUGAAAACAGCUAUGCCUUACUGAGCCAUUACGGUUUCAGGCACUGUAAGAUAAUCACAAUUAUCUCAUUUAAAUCUCAUAGGAGCCUCAUGAAUCAGAGGCAUGGAAAUGCUUCCUCCUCUUCCAACACCUUUACAGAUGAGGACACCGAGCCCUAGAGGUGACGAAAGUUGUCUAAUGACAGUGCUUUUAAGAAAUAAAGCCAAGAGUGGAACUUGCAAUUAUUGGACUUUUCCUAAUUAGUUAUGGGAACUAAUAUAGUACAGUAACCGAGGACCCAGGUACUGAAACCAGAAAGCUUGCUUCAGUGCCACUUCCGCCACCUGAGCUGCGUCCCUUGCACACAGUAGCUUCAUCCUUUCCAUUGGAACGUUAGACAUAAUAGUCCAUGUUCCUUGGAGGCUUGUGAGGUUGAAGUGAGGCAAGCAUAGGUAAAUGGCCAGGGCUCAGAGCCUGGCUCAGGACAAGCUCUCAGGAAUGAUUACUGCCAAUUUUUGUGUGUAAAUAAAUACACUGUUUCCCCCAUGUUUUCAUUUUUUUAAAGACAUUGUAUAGUGAAUUUAUUGUUUUUCUCAGAUUAACAAUUGCACACAGUGCUUGACAUUUAGAGAUACUUCACCUGAGAAGAUACCCAGAGGCUGAAACAAAACAUACUGUGCAUAUGAUUUGAAAAUAACGCUAUUUAAAAAUAAGUUUAUUUGUAUCUUUCUGGCACCUCUAUAUACCAUUUAAUAACAGCAAGGACAUUCCAUAUUGCAAAUAAGUGCAUGGUAUUUAUGUAAUAUUGUGGAAACCAAUAAACAAAUUAUAGCCAUUUUCUCUUGCCAAUUGUAUUGAGAAAUAAUUUAUAAAUUAAACAAUACAUCCAUUUAAAGAGAAAGUUUAUUGGCUUCUGGCAGUUGUAUAUACCCAUAAUUACCGCCACAAUUAAGGCACAGCGUUCAUCAUUUCUAAGAUUCCUUGUGUCUCUUUCCAGUGCAUCUCACUAAGUCCCAGGCCACCACUUUGCGCAAGUCUCUAGACUGUCUUGGAUGUGGAAUGGCUUUGUGUAUGUUUAACUUUUGAAGUUAAAAGUUACCAAAUAGUCUUCCAAAGUGGUUAUGCCAUUUUACAGCCCCAGCAGCAGGUAUGUGAGUCCUCCAUGUCCCUCUGCAUUUGGUGUUGGCAGUCUUUGAGCAGUUUGCCCCCUUUGUGGAUAUGGAGUUACAUGUAUUGUGGUUUGUAUCUCCCCUGUGACUACUGUUAAGCAUCCUUCCAUGUGCUUAUUGGCCAUAUAUAUAUCUUACUUGGUAAAGUAUUCAAAUCCUUUGCCCAUUUAAGAAAUUGGGUAGUUUUGGGCCAGGCGUGGUGGCUCAAGUCUGUAAUCCCAGCACUUUCAGAGGCCGAGGUGGGUGGAUCAUGAGGUCAAGAGAUCAAGACCAUCCUGGUCAACAUGGUGAAACCCUGUCUCUACUAAAAAUACAAAAAGAAAAAUUAGCUGGGCAUGGUGGUGUGUGCCUGUAAUCCCAGCUACUCGGGAGGCUGAGGCAGGAGAAUUGCCUGAACCCAGGAGGCGGAGGUUGCGGUGAGCCGAGAUCGUGCCAUUGCACUCCAGCCUGGGUAACAAGAGCGAAACUCCGUCUCAAAAAAAUAAAAAAUAAAAAUUGGGUAUUUUUUUCUUAUUGAAUUGUAAGAGUUCUUUACACAUUCUGGAUACAAAGUCCUUUGUCAGAUAUUGCAAUGUUGUAACCGUUUUAAAAACAGUAUUUUGUAACUAAUAGCGUUAGGCUAGUACUUUAAAAACAGUAUGCCCGCUGUACUACAGAGAAGUUGCCCAAACUGCUGAACUUAGGUCUGUCAAGGGAGGCCGCUACUUUUGUGCCCUGCGACCAAGAAACCCACGAUCUAAAACCUGGUUUACUCUUAAAAGCCAACAGAGAUAAUACAGCUUAAAAAAUAACAAAAACUCCACUAUGUAUCUUUGUUGUUGAUGUUGCCAGCAAGCUGCCCGCCGUCUCCCAGGGCCCCUCUUAGAGUUAAAACCUCAACAUAGGAACGCCGCGAUCGGGGCCCCAUUGGGCCAUUUUGGAAUGUCGGGCAGGUGUCUUCCACAUAGGAACGCCGCGAUCGGGGCCCCAUUGGGCCAUUUUGGAAUGUCGGGCAGGUGUCUUCCACAGUAUCCAUGUCAUUUAAUUAGCUACGUGACGUCCUUUAGGGGAUAAUAAACUCGUCGGGCUUUUCUGUUUGGCUUUGAACCAGUGUCAUGAGGCGGAAAAGGCCCGACCAGAGAGCGAUGGUACCGGGUUCCCGGUGUCACCGCUGCUGGGUCACCUGCAGAGCUGGACACCUGCCGCGCAGGCGCCCCGCGGCCGCCGGGUUCCGCGUGCCUGGAAGAGGGGCGGCGUUGCCGCGGUAACCGAAGUAAACGGAGGCCUCGGGCAGACGCUGCGAAGGGAGAAAGGAGGAAGGGAGGAGCUGCUGCGGUCCGUGCCUUCGAGGAAAUGAAGGAACCAGAUGAUCAGGAUACUGAUGGGGAGAAAUCAGGUAGAUCAAAGAGUGAUGGGAAGCAUUCUCUGAGGUCUUCUAAAUCGGGAUCGAGAUCUCCUGUGAAAGAAGAUAACAAAUUUUUAGAAGAUGCCACAGAUGAAACGUUGACUGAAGGGGAAGCAUCAAAUUUAGAAGAAGACUCAGAUGAGGAACAUUUGGCAGGAAGUUUGAGUUCAUUUCAGCAUGAAGAUUUGCAAAGCGCCGCAGUAUCUCAGCAACCCCCUGCUCCAGCUGCGGAAGAGGCCGACGAGGAAGUUAAAAAGAAAAUAUCAGAGAGUUUCUUCUAUGAUUAUACGGAGCUUGCUUCGAUGCCUUUUGUGACUCUGGAUUCAAACAUACCACUGGAUCUUCUCACACUCGUACAUUCCUUUGGGUACGACUGCAGAAAGCGAGCCAACCUACAACUUCUGGACGACAGUGUUGCCAUGUACAUAGCUGGGAACCAAGUGGUCUUUCUGAAUUUGAAAACCAGGGAACAGACCUACCUGCGAAGCAGCAGCGGUGAAGGCAUUGGCGUCAUUGGGGUUCAUCCACAUAAAACCUACUUCACAGUAGCUGAAAAAGGGAGUUUUCCAAAUAUUAUCAUCUAUGAAUUUCCUUCUCUGAGACCCUACAGAAUCCUUCGAGAUGGGACUGAGAAGGGUUACGCGUAUGUGGACUUUAGCUACAGCGGUGCCUUGCUGGCCUCUGUCGGUAGCAACCCGGACUAUACACUGACUAUCUGGAAUUGGAAAGAAGAGCAGCCCGUACUGAGGACGAAGGCUUUUUCCCAGGAAGUUUUUAAGGUUACUUUCAAUCCUGAUAAUGAAGAGCAGCUUACUACUUCGGGAUCAGGCCACAUCAAGUUCUGGGAAAUGGCUUUUACAUUCACAGGUCUCAAGCUGCAGGGAUUCCUAGGUCGAUUUGGCAAAACAACCAUUACUGAUAUAGAGGGCUACAUGGAGCUCCCGGACGGGAAGGUGCUCUCAGGGUCAGAAUGGGGUAACAUGCUGCUUUGGGAAGGCGGUCUGAUCAAGGUGGAGCUCUGUCGAGCUACAAGCAAGUCAUGUCACAGUGGUCCCAUUAACCAGAUACUGCUGUACGAGGGGGAAGUUAUCACUGCGGGGUCAGAUGGCUGUGUUAGGAUAUGGGAUUUUGAGACAAUAGACACUGCUGAUACAAUAGAUGAGACCGGAUUGCUGCAGAUCGAGCCUAUUAAUGAACUUCAAGUAGACAAGAACGUGAAACUCUUCUCUAUGAUAAAAAUGAGUGAAACUGGAAAUAACUUUUGGUUGGCUCAGGAUGCCAGUGGAGCCAUAUGGAAGCUUGACCUUAGUUUUUCAAAUAUUACCCAGGACCCGGAAUGCCUCUUCUCCUUCCAUUCUGGAGCCGUCGAAGCCGUGGCUGUUUCUCCUCUCACUUACCUCAUGGCCACAACUGCCUUGGACUGCUCUGUUCGAAUCUAUGAUUUUGCCAGCAAAACCCCUUUGGCUCAGAUGAAAUUCAGACAAGGAGGUACUGCCCUUGUUUGGGUUCCCCGAAUGCCUGAAAGUACUUUACUAAUUUUCUGUGAAAAUGGCUAUAUUCUUGAAGCUCCACUUCCAACUGUAAAGCAAGAAGUAGAUGAUCGUGAUGUAGUUUCCUAUGAAAUCAAAGACAUGUGCAUAAAAUGCUUUCAUUUCUCAAGUGUCAAAUCUAAGAUUCUGAGAUUAAUAGAAAUUGAAAAGAGAGAGAAACAAAAGAAGUUGAAGGAGGAAAUAAGGGAAGAAAGGAGGAAGAAGCUAGCAGCAGAGAUGGGAGAAGAUGGAGAGAAAGAAUCUCAGGAAGAGGAAGAGGAGGAGGAGGAGGAGGAAGAAGAGCCAUUACCUGAAAUCUUUGUUCCAUUAACCCCCUCUCGCAUCCUCUGUGGAUUUUACUCAGAGCCAGGGAAGUUCUGGGUUUCUUUGGGUGACUAUGAUUCUGGUUUUCUGUAUCACUGUGAGUUCCCCCCUUGUGAUGAAAGCAAUAAUUUCAAAGAACAAAAAGAUGAACCUUUUGAUGUCCGUUAUCUUGAGAAUACAGAUGAUAAUCCCAUCCAAACUAUCACUUUCAACAUUAACAAAAUUAUGAUGUUUUGUGGAAUGAAAAAUGGAGCAAUUCGAGUCUAUGUCCUAAAUGAGAAUGAUCCUUCAUUGACAAGCUUGGUGGACUACUGGCACUUCAGUGUGCAUGACAAUAACUAUGGCUGGAUUAAAAGUAUGGCUAGUAGUUUUGACGAUCGUUUCCUGGUGACCACUGGAGGAGAUGGUAAUAUCUUUGUUUUCAACAUUUUUUCUGAAUUUAUGCUAAGGAAAGACAUCAAGGCCAAGGUGCCAUCUCCCAGGUUUGGAAUUGAAACAGAGCCAAUUCCAGAAGACAUUGAAGAUCCCAAAGCCUCCAGUAUUGAGAAUGCUAGGAGAAAAAGAGAACAUGACAAAUUAAUGAAAGAAGUGGAAGAAAUAAAGGCAAGGAAGAGAGAGCAAAUCAAAGCUUUGAGAAGUGAAUUUUGUAAACUAUUAAAAAUGAAUGAAGAAUUACCAAGGCAUAUGCAGUUUAAACGAACGGAUUUUGAUGUAGAUUCCAGAAUCCGUGAUGAGAUAAACAGAAAAACAGCUUUCCAAAUUCAACAAGUAGAAAAGGAGUUAGCUUGGGAAAAAGAGAAACAUGAACUCGGCCUAAUGAAGCUAAAGAAUCGAUUUCGUGAUCCAUUGGAAAGUGAUACUAUUGUGGUUCAUGCCAUACAGAGUGACCACAAGAUAUCCUCUUACAGGCUGGUGCAGCCCUCUAAGUACUCCAAAUUCAAACGAGCAAGUCAGUCAGAGAGAAAACCAAGCAAACCGGACAAGUUUGAGAAAGAGGAAACUGGAAGAAAGGACAGCCAGAGAGAUGGAGGUGAGAGUGUUCUUGCACAAGAAGAAUCAGUAAUAGAAAAAGGGAAGAAAUUUCGGCCUAAAACCCUAAGUGAAAUUAUGGUGAAAAAUCAAAUUGAGAGAACGAGAAAACUUAUGUUAAAAGCUGAAAGAGCACAACUGAAGAUUCAACAGCGAAAAAAAGAAUGGGAGGAACUAUACAAGAGCAAACCUGAUGAUGGCUAUGAAGAUCCCAAAGACCUUGAAGCCAUCAAAGAAGCCCAGGUGUGUAUGGGAGAUUUCAAUCUGAAGACAGCCCCAGACUACAAGAUACCUGAGCACAUGAGAAUAAAUGCUGCCAAGAAGGAAGAGGAACUGGGACACCUAGAUUCUUUGGUCCAUGGAAAGAAAAGGCAUAUGAACAAGUGCAUCCUCUCUCUUAGAGACUUUAAAGUGGCUGUUGUAGAGGAAAUACAGUGCCUGGUACAAGAACUGAAGCACAUUCAGUCGACUCUUCACGCAUCCAAGCACAUACCCAUUCCCAAAGUUCCUCAGAUACACCCAGAAGAAGUUCCAGAAAAGAGAUUUCAGUAUGAUGAAGAAACUCUCCUAAAUUUUGAGCAGCAGCGUAUGAAAAGUAUGGAUGGAAAGUCCCCCCAAGUGGAACAGACAGGGUCUGGAGGCCCAGGUGGAGGAUUCCUCAAGCUCUCUUCUGGAAAGAAUGGGGAUUUGACAACCCGAGAUUCCAUAUCUAGGUCAUCAAGGGCAUCUACGUUCGGCCUAGAUACACCAAAGUUUAUGGAAUUUGAAAAGGCAGAGCCAACUGAUGUGGAGCUGGAAAUUCUGAAGAGGGAUGAGAUUAAACAUGUGUACAUGCAACAGUAUUUGGUCAACCGGAUCAAAGAACUGAUUGUCACGUUUGAUGCAGAACUCCGUCUCCUUAGACAUGACAAACUGAAACUAGAUACUCAGAUGAAGUUAUCCGACCUGCACCACAUCACCUUAUUUCAAGAAAUGCUUCUCCUGAAGAAUUUUGAAAAGCAAGAGAACAUACUUCAAGAGCGUGUUAACUCCUUAGACAAAGAGGAACAGUACAUGCAAUGGAAAAUAAACGAAACUCUUAGAGAGAUGGAAGAGAAAAAGAAUGAAAUCACCAAACUGCAGGAGGAAGAAAAAGCGCUCUACGCUGGUUUUCAAACAGCCAUUGGAGAGAACAAUAAAUUUGCAAACUUCCUCAUGAAGGUUCUAAAAAAGAAGAUUAAACGGGUGAAGAAAAGAGAGCUUGAAGGAGAUGCUGAUGAAGAUGAGGAAAGUGAGGAAUCAAGUGAGGAGGAAUCUAGCUUGGAGAGCGAUGAGGAUGAGUCUGGACCUGAAGAUGAGGUUUUUGAUGAUUCUAUUUGCCCAUCAAAUUGCGAUGUGACUCUUUUUGAGCUGGCCCUUCAACUUCGAGAGAAAAGGCUGGACAUUGAGGAGGCUUUAGUUGAAGAAAAGAAAAUGCUUGAUAACCUCAAAAAGGAAUAUGAGACAUUGUCAAAAAAAGUGAAAAUCGUAGCAACAAAUCUGAAUGCAGCAGAGGACGCCCUGGAGGCUUAUCAGCGAGAGAAGCAGCAGCGGCUGAAUGAACUGCCGGUUGUGAUUCCGCUCAAGCUCCACCAGAUAGAGUGUGUGGUAUUUGGAGAAAUACCUAGUGAUCUUUCUGGGACUUUGGUCUUCUCUAACCAUGCCUUGAGACGGCUGCAAGAACGAAUCCAUGAGCUCCGGGAGGAAACUGCCAAGCAAAAAAAGCUUAACAAAGAAUGGAGAGAGAGACGCAAACAGCUCGUCCGAGAAAAGAAAGAAAUGACAAAAACCAUACAGAAAAUGGAGGAAACCGUCUGUCAACUCAUGAUCAGCAAGUUUGGCCGUGUGGUAAACCUAGAAGCCCUUCAGACGCUUUCUGUUAACACAACACUUGAAGAACUGAAGAUCAGAAAGCUUCAGAAGGAGCUGGCCAAUGCGAAGGAGAUGAAGAUGUGGGAGCAAAAAAUUGCUCAAAUGAGAUGGGAGCUGAUGAUGAAGACAAAAGAACAUACCAGAAAGCUUUAUCAGAUGAAUGAUUUGUGUACUGAAAAGAAGAAACUUGAUUCUCGGUUGAAUAAGCUACAGAAUCAGCAGGGCAAUGCCUUCCAGGGCCCUCGAGAAGCAGACAUGGUGGCAAGAGAGAAGCUCGCUGAAUUGAUCCAACUCCAGGCGGAAAGGAUUUUGGCCUUAAAGGAGGAGAUUGCUCUUUUGCGUAGGAAAGGCGGCCUUAUCCUCCCACCCAUUCAGUCUCCACAAGAGAAUGAGAUGUAGCCCAUGGACCUCUGGGUUGGCUGUUUUCGCAAACCCAUGCAAGAUUUCUGACAUAACUCACCCAAAGUUCUGUCUCCUUGUCACCGGCAACAAUCUUAUUAUAUUAAAGUGAUUUUAAAGUA